Molecule: messenger RNA, 1638 nt
Organism: Neolamprologus brichardi
Lineage: Eukaryota; Metazoa; Chordata; Actinopteri; Cichliformes; Cichlidae
Source: RefSeq, a predicted model, not a curated record
CAGGUGAAGGUGGCCGGGCUGAGGUCGAGGCAGGUGGUCUCCCUGAGAGCCAGCUCAACCGACGACAAGGGAACUGUGUUCAGCUCUGCGGCCACCUACAGAGCCAAUGGCAACGGGGAGAUUGACUUGAAGAGAGACCCCUCGCUCAGUGGGAGGUACGUUGGGGUUGAACCGAUGGGUCUGCUUUGGUCGAUGACACCGGACUCUUUGCAUAAAAGACUUCAGAAGAUAAAUGCCCUUAAUCCAUUCAUGGUAAAGUUCUCAGUGCACGAGGAGACAGGUGAGGGCCGGAUUCUGGCAGAGGCGACUAAUGAGAGGAUUCUAAUGGGAGAUGGGGUCAUUCGGGUCCCUGUCAAAGAGGGGAACAUUCGAGGAGUCCUGUUUACUCCUCCAGGCAGGGGUCCCUUCCCAUCUGUGUUAGAUUUGUACACUUAUGGUGGAGGUCUGUCAGAGAAAAGAGCCUCUCUGUUGGCCAGCAGAGGAUUUUUGGUUCUGACUGUUGCCCUGUAUGGCCACGAUGACCUGCCUAAAAACGUUAAGGAGAUCCACCUGGAUUAUUUGGAAGAAGCAGUCGAGUUUCUAAAAAAACAAACUAAGGGUUCCAGUAAAAAAGUUGGUGUAAUAUCCCUUUCCAAAAGUGGAGAUCUUGCCUUAUCAGUUGCUUCUUACCUACCAGAUGUUGAGGCCACAGUGUGGAUCAAUGGCUGCUCUGCCAAUGUAGUUUUGCCUUUCUACUAUAAGAAAAGACAAAUACAUUCUGCAUUAAUGUUUGAUUUAAAGAAAGCGAUUCCCACUGAGUCAGGGGCCUUCAUCACCAAAUACGUUUUAAACAAUCCUCUGGCAGAGGAGAACAAGGGCAGCCUGAUUCCCAUUGAACAAGCCAAAGGACAUUUCCUCUUUGUGGCCUCUGAGGAUGACCUCUGCUGGGACAGCAAGGCAUACAUGGACCAGAUGGUGGAGAGACUGAAGCGUCACGGGAAGGAGAAGUUUGAGAGUGUGUCAUACCCUGGAGCUGGACACUACUUAGAGCCACCUUAUGGACCCUACUGCCGUUCCAGCUUCAAUGUGGUUUUAGGCAAGCCAGCCUUGUGGGGAGGUGAGCCCAAGUCCCACGCAGCAGCUGAGGUCCACAUGUGGAAGAAGAUCCAAGAUUUCCUCAGAAAUCAUCUGAGCUCUGAUGCUGCACAGAAUAGGGCCAAGUUAUAGUUUCAAACAAGAUAAUGAAUAACAAAAAUUAAAGUCACGACUGCCAUAAAACUGUGUGAUAAUCAUGUCUGACCUGUUUAAAUGUGUUGAUUAAUGAUUCACUAUUUUAGACAUUUAAAGUCUGUAAUUUAUCACAACAUGUAGAACGGGAUCGUCUUUACCCUCGAGGUAUAGCUAUAAUUUUGUGUUAAUACUCCAUAGUGUCAUGUCAAUGCUUGUAAGUUUUCUGUUUUCAUCAUUAAAGUUGGUAAAAUUUGAAAAAUGUUUAUUUGUAUAAAACUUAAAAAGCGUAUCCUGAAUUCUUGACAUGAUGUAGAUCCAGUCCUUCUGUCACACUGAGGUACUUUGAUGUCACGAGACGAUCCAGUUGUCACAGGGAGAUGUUGCUGCAGACUUUGUCUCAUGUCUAUUAAAAUAUCUAUUAAAAUUAAA